AUGAUUUCCAAGUUACUGAACGAAUUUGGAGAAAGAUUUGCAGACUUAAAGAACCUUGAGAGUGAUUUCUCGAUCUUUCGAAAUCCUUUCUCAAGUGUUGAUAUUGGUACAUUCUAUCAAUAUGUUGGGCCAAGAUAUCCUCGAAUCAAAUGUUUGGCCUCAAAGAUUAUGUCAAUGUUCGGCAGUACCUAUGUCUGUGAGCAACUCUUCUCACUGAUGAACUUGAACAAGUCUGGACUCAGGUCUCGGCUCACUAAUGAACACCUCAACUCAACACUGAAAGUAGCCAUUACUCAAUCUCUGGCGCCAAACAUAGACGAACUUGUACAGACCAAGAGGUGCCAAGUUUCUGGGAGCAGCACGACCAGGAAUUAA
Messenger RNA from Portunus trituberculatus (swimming crab), 375 nucleotides. Its product is annotated as general transcription factor II-I repeat domain-containing protein 2B-like. The record is from RefSeq and is a predicted model, not a curated record. The coding region runs from base 1 to 375 and encodes 124 amino acids. The transcript has a single exon. Gene Ontology annotation, molecular function: protein dimerization activity. Lineage: Eukaryota; Metazoa; Arthropoda; Malacostraca; Decapoda; Portunidae.